Lates calcarifer (barramundi perch) is the source of this 595-nucleotide messenger RNA. It is a transcript of the gene mrps6, whose product is annotated as mitochondrial ribosomal protein S6. Gene Ontology annotation, cellular component: mitochondrial small ribosomal subunit; ribosome. NCBI's taxonomy places the organism in Eukaryota, Metazoa, Chordata, Actinopteri, Centropomidae. The transcript has 2 exons. Gene Ontology annotation, biological process: translation. The coding region runs from base 139 to 471 and encodes 110 amino acids. Gene Ontology annotation, molecular function: small ribosomal subunit rRNA binding; structural constituent of ribosome. The record is from RefSeq and is a predicted model, not a curated record.
ACACGUCAUCACCAGAAGACCUUUCCUGUCCCUCGUGUCAUAAUAUGGUCGUCUUUGAGGUGAGGAGUGUGGCAAUGAUAUCGACCUAGAAGAAGCUGAAUUAGAAGUUUGUGAUUCGAGGACCCUCUCGGUGAAGCCAUGCCUCGGUACGAACUGGCCCUGAUCUUGAAGGCAAUGCAGCGGCCGGAAACGGCGGCUACUCUCCGGCGGACGGUGGAGACUCUGAUGGAGCGGGGCGCGGUGGUCAGGCACCUAGAGAACUUGGGAGAGAGAGUGCUGCCCUACAAGAUAACCAAACACAACGAGAGGCACAGCCGUGGGGCUUACUUUCUGGUUGAUUUUUACGCAGCCCCUGACAUCCUCCCGGGCUUACUGAAUCACCUGCACCGUGAUGUAGACGUGGUGAGGCCCACUGUGCUGAAGAAGGACGACCCGGUUCCCAGUAGCAACUGCUGUGGCCCCCAACAGUGACUGAAUGUUUUCACAACUCAUGUCCAGAUGAUGUACAGCGUGAUGCUUCUGUCUUUGACCUUUCCAUAGUUGUUGGCCUGCAUUUGGAUGUUAUGUCAUAAUAAAGUACUUUUUUCUAUCUUUA